This is a messenger RNA of Wickerhamiella sorbophila, 972 nucleotides long. RefSeq names its product Transaldolase. Gene Ontology annotation, cellular component: intracellular anatomical structure; cytoplasm. The transcript has a single exon. Lineage: Eukaryota; Fungi; Ascomycota; Dipodascomycetes; Dipodascales; Trichomonascaceae. The record is from RefSeq and is a predicted model, not a curated record. The coding region runs from base 1 to 972 and encodes 323 amino acids. Gene Ontology annotation, biological process: pentose-phosphate shunt, non-oxidative branch; carbohydrate metabolic process; pentose-phosphate shunt. Gene Ontology annotation, molecular function: transaldolase activity.
AUGUCUAAAAGUUCCUUGGAUUUCCUUAAAGAGACCGGCACCACCGUUGUCACCGAUACCGGUGAGUUCGAGAUGAUUGCAAAGUACAAGCCUCAGGACGCAACCACCAACCCGUCUUUGAUUUUGGCAGCUUCCACCAAGAAGGAGUACUCCAAGCUCAUUGAUGAGGCUGUUGCCCACGUCAAGAGCGGCUCUGGUGACGCCCGCUGCAAGGCUGAGGAGGCCCUCGACGUUCUCCUCGUCGAAUUCGGUUCCAAGAUUCUCGAUAUCGUUCCUGGCCGUGUGUCCACCGAAGUCGACGCUCGCCUUUCUUUCGACAAGGAGGCCACAAUUAAGAAGGCCCUCAAGAUCAUCGACCUGUACAAGCAGAAGGGCAUCUCUAAGGAGCGUGUUCUCAUCAAGAUUGCUUCCACCUGGGAGGGUAUCCAGGCUGCCCGCGAGCUUGAGGCCAAGCACGGCAUCCACGUCAAUCUGACCUUGCUGUUCUCCCAGGUCCAGGCAAUUGCUGCCGCUGAGGCCCACGUCACUUUGAUUUCUCCCUUCGUCGGCCGUAUUCUCGACUGGUACAAGAAGAGCACCGGCAAGGACUACAAGGGCGCCGAGGACCCCGGUGUCGAGUCGGUCAAGGCCAUCUUCACUUACUACAAGAAGUUCGGCUACAAGACCAUCGUCAUGGGUGCCUCUUUCCGCAACAUUGGCGAGAUCAAGGAGCUGGCUGGUGUCGACUUCUUGACCAUCUCCCCCAAGCUGCUUGAGGAGCUGUACAACUCCAACGAGCCUGUCCCCAUCAAGCUUGACGCUGCUGCUGCCAAGUCUGCCGACGUCGCCAAGGAAACCUUUGUUGACGACCACGCCAAGUUCCUAUUCCACCUCAACAAUGACCAGAUGGCCGUUGAGAAGCUCAGCGAGGGUAUCCGCAACUUCGCCAAGGAUACCGAGACUCUUCUCACCGACCUUGCUGGCCGUUUCUAA